AUGGGCCAAAUCCUAGAUUGUCAAAGCCUCCGAAGAGGGGUGCUAUCCCCACAGGAUGUUGCCCGUGUUGCAAGCGAGCGCAGUCGGCGCAAUGCGACAGGCGAGCCGUGGGCGCUCAUGGAACAGAAACGACAUAUUUUCGUGUUGAGAUGCAACCGCAAAGUCCUGCCCGUGAUGGCGAGCCAAGUUCACGUCUGCCGGAGAGGGACAGGGCCCUGGGUGGACUUUGUUGGCAAGUUACACUGCACUGUGCCACUGAUCAGGGACUUUGAGUGCUCUUUGGAUACACAACAUAAGCGCCGUUCAAGCUUCACCGAGCUGCCCAAGGACGGCCCAGACCGCCCCAGACCUCCCAGACCGUAA
Puccinia graminis f. sp. tritici CRL 75-36-700-3 is the source of this 363-nucleotide messenger RNA. RefSeq lists its product as uncharacterized. The record is from RefSeq and is a predicted model, not a curated record. The transcript has a single exon. Lineage: Eukaryota; Fungi; Basidiomycota; Pucciniomycetes; Pucciniales; Pucciniaceae. Bases 1 to 363 code for a protein of 120 amino acids.